Molecule: messenger RNA, 1722 nt
Organism: Caenorhabditis bovis
Lineage: Eukaryota; Metazoa; Nematoda; Chromadorea; Rhabditida; Rhabditidae
Source: the annotation of a GenBank genome assembly
AUGAGAUAUCUACUAGCCGCACCAAAUAGGAUAGCUGGAGUUCGAUGGAUUAUACAUUACUUAUUUGUGAUCAAUGUUCUCGAUGGGUAUAAAAUCAAGCGAGCUGCAAAAGACCUUGAAAGCCAGCUGUACGAGGAUUUGCUAUUUGAUUAUAACAAGGUUCCAAGACCGGUUAUGAACAGCUCAGAUAUAUUAACUGUCGAUGUAGGAGCAUCUCUUAUCAGAAUUAUAGAUGUAGAUGAGAAAAAUCAAGUUCUAACAACUAAUUUAUGGUUAGAAAUGAAAUGGAACGAUGCGAAGCUCACGUGGAGCCCGGAAAAGUACGGUGGCCUCAAAACACUUCAUAUACCUAGCGACUUCAUCUGGACCCCUGAUUUGGUGCUAUAUAACAAUGCUGCUGGAGAUCCGGAUAUUACAAUUCUAACAGAUGCACUUGUCACUUACGAAGGAGACGUGUUCUGGCAGCCACCAGCCAUCUACAAAUCUUUCUGUCCGAUUGAUGUGACGUGGUUUCCCUAUGAUUCGCAAAAAUGUGAAAUGAAAUUCGGCACAUGGACAUAUACUGGUCGAUAUGUUGACUUGAAGCAGCUUCCAAAAGAGGAAGUUGUAACGAUCACGAAGGAAGGAAAUGAUGUUGAAUUCAUGCAGCAAGGGAUGGAUUUGAGUUUCUUCUAUCGUUCUGCGGAAUGGGAUCUUUUAUCGUUGACAUCCGAAAGACAUUCAGUUUUAUAUGCAUCAUGCUGCGGACCUGAGAAAUAUGUCGAUAUUACUUAUUACUUUGGAUUAAGAAGGAAAACAUUGUUCUUCACUUGCAAUUUGAUAGUUCCAUGUUUUCUGAUUUCAAUCCUUACCACCUUUGUGUUUUACCUGUCAGACCACAAAAUCACCUUCUCAAUUUCCAUAUUGGUCACAUUGACUGUGUUCUUCUUGGUAUUGAUCGAUUUGAUGCCACCAACGAGUUUGGUCAUACCAAUGUUUGGAAGAUAUCUAAUCACCACCAUGAUUCUUGUCGCCUUGUCUACAGUAGUCUCUGUGAUAACAGUCAAUUUUCGAUUUCGCUCCGGAUCGGCUCACAAAAUGUCACCUUGGAUUCAAGCGGUGUUUCUCAAAUUUCUUCCACGAAUUUUGAUGAUGAAACGGCCAGAGAAGAAUGAAUCAACACGGAAGCCAUCUUUGGUCAAUGCUGCAAGCCUUGUUGGCGCCAAUUAUGUAGCCUCAGCAAGAGCGGCGAAAGAGUACCAAAAGGAAAAAAGAAAUGAGCAAGCGAAUGUUCGCGUGAAAGCGAGCUCUCAAGCUGUGCUCAACAACACAUUUGAUAUGAGAGUUCGCGAUUCGGAUAGCACGGUGGAAACGAAGCUCAAACCUUACUUAUGUGGGCGGCAGAGCAGUACUGCACCAACAGUGGCUUUUCGGAAAACGAAGAAGAAGAAAAGUAAAUCGAUGGACGAUGUCGUUUUUAUCAACUUAUUAAAUCAAGUUCGAUUUAUUGCGGAACAUUUUCGUCAUAAUGAAAUCGAAGGAGACAUAUCUGACGAUUGGACAUUUGUCGCAAUGGUCCUUGAUCGACUGUUUCUUAUCAUCUUCUCUGUUCUUAAUGUAGGAACGAUAUUCAUAAUCCUCGAAUCGCCAUCGCUUUAUGAUUACUCAGAGCCCAUGAACAUUACGGUCCCUAACAAACCUCUAGGUCAAGCCAACUUUUACAGCUCUAGUCUUAAAUUGUAG